AUGUUUUCAAUUUUAUGUUAUAUCUUUAGUAUAACAUCGAGUAUAAAAAUUGAUGAAAUUCGUAAUCACUUAGGUACAAGAACACCAUAUAGAUUUAAAUCUAAUGAGCAAGUUUUUAAAAUAAAAUAUAACCAUUGUAAGGAUGCCAAAAUAUGGAUGAUGGUACGCCACGGGACACGGUUACCUAGUGCUAAAGAUAUACGGCGUAUGAACAGUACACUUAAAGACUUGAAGUAUGAAAUUCUAAUGCAGAACAGACUAAAAAAAGGGUUAUUAAAUUCUCAAGAGUUGGAUGCAUUUAAAGAAUGGUCUAGUGAUUUAGAUAUUAAUCAAGAGAAAUUUUUGACAUAUGAAGGAAAAGAUGAAAUGAUAUUACUAGCUGAGAGAACUCAGAAAAGGUUUCCUAAUGUAUUAAAGCGGAAAUAUAAUAAUCAUUCAUUUGAGUUUCGUUACACAGCUACACAGAGGGCUCAACAAAGUGCCAGAUACUUCACAAUUGGAUUAUUUGAUAAAAAGGAUGCUCAGAAUGUCAUUUUCUCUCCAGCAACAAAAGUUGAUAUGCAUUUAAGGUUUUAUAAACAUUGUGACAAGUGGCAAAAGCAAGUUAAGAAAAAUCCCAAUACAUAUAAGGAACAAAAAAAAUUUGGUAAAAGUCGUAUAAUGAAUGACACACUUGUAUCUGUGUCUCAAAGGCUUGGUCUCAAUAGAACAUUGAGUCUAGGCACUGUAAAACUCAUUUACAAAACUUGCGGUUACGAAACGUCAUGGCGUAAGCACCAUUUAUCACCAUGGUGUCAUGCAUUUGAUCACCGUAGUGCUGAGGUGAUGGAGUAUUAUAUCGAUUUAAGACAUUAUUGGUUGGAUGGCUACGGACAUAAUUUAUCAUAUCGUCAAGCUUGCAUCUUAAUGAAGAUUAUGUUUGAAAGGUUUAGACGUAAUGGGCCAGAUGCAACAUUUCUUUUUGCUCACUCUGGCACUCUCUUAAAGCUGUUAACCAAAUUGCAACUUUAUAAGUCGGAGCGUCCUCUAACUGGAGAUGAGAUGGACAGGAACAGAAAAUGGCGGGCUUCUGAAAUCGAUUGUUUUGCAUCGAAUUUAGCUUUUGUGUUAUAUAAAUGUAAAGAUGGAGAUCACAUAUUGACUAUGCACCAAGAGCGAAUCGUCAAGUUACCGAUGUGUGAUAAGGAACUUUGUCCCUUAACUACAUUAUGGAACUACUUUCGAGAAUCUAUUAAUGAUUGUGAUAUAAAUGAUAUGUGCAGACUUAACUGA
Molecule: messenger RNA, 1272 nt
Organism: Parnassius mnemosyne (clouded apollo)
Lineage: Eukaryota; Metazoa; Arthropoda; Insecta; Lepidoptera; Papilionidae
Source: the annotation of a GenBank genome assembly